CCAUUUGCCGGUGCUGGAUGCUGGAGCAGGUUUGGGGAGCCAGGGUGGUUGCUGUCGGUUGCGGACGUCGCUCUAUUGCUCUGGGUAGUUGUCAUUGUCGAAGGAUCGGGUGGCAUCUGUGCCGCCUGGUUGGAGUCCCGGGAGUGUAUGGUACGCAAACGUACGGAGGUUUGGGAUCGUCUCCGUCCGCGGUGUUUGCUUGUCGUUAGUCGCAGCCUGGUGGAUGAGCGGUGGCUCGCCGGUCUGGGUUGA
Molecule: messenger RNA, 252 nt
Organism: Hydatigera taeniaeformis
Lineage: Eukaryota; Metazoa; Platyhelminthes; Cestoda; Cyclophyllidea; Taeniidae
Source: the annotation of a GenBank genome assembly